CAUAUCAUUGACUUACUGCGAGCUCUAUCAAGCCCUUGGCGGACACCUAUUGUCGGAUCCGGGUUCAAUUUCACGGGGAAAUGGAUCUCGGCUGCUUGGAUAUGGGUUGCAUCGAAAAGAAGAGAGUCAUCCCCUGCAAUCAGACUCCAUCUCCUUCCGGCAGCCCUACUGCCUCUGCCGCUCCCACUUCCAAACAUGCCAAGAUUAAGGGCACGAAAGAAGGUGUAUAUUCAAACUUGGUUUCUUUGAAUAAAAACGCGUCACAAAUUAGGAAGCCUCCACAUAGAAAAACUUCACCUCUGAAUUGGUUCCCUCGACAGAAGGUGGACUCCUAUUUGAAGAGGAAAAUAAAGUUACUGCAGGAAGUAGAUGGUAUGAGUUCAACACUUGAUGAGACUCUGGGUGAUUCCAACCCUCAUUAUUCAAGAGUUCUAAGAGAGAAAAUUGCAGUGAGGGAGGCUGCACAGAAAGCAAUGGAGGCUCGAAAGGUUGCGAUGGUUGAGGCAUCUUGGUGUAGAAUACUUAAGGCUGCCAGAAUUGAUACUAAACAAGCAGAAGAGCAUUUAAUGGAGGCAGAAAAAGCAUCAGAUGAAGCUUUUCAAGAAGCAACAUCGAUUGGAGUGAUAUUAUAUGAUACGUCAGGUGCUUCACAGAAACAGUACAGCGUUGAAACAUCUGCAUCAAGAGUGGGAGGAUCCAACAUGCACACCGUUAGAACAUCUUUUGAAACUGCAUUUGAGGUGGAUAAGCAGGUGGCAUCUGCAGUUAAAGCUGCCCUUAUCAAACUUGCGAAUUGCCCUUCAAUGAACAAAGAUGAGUUCAAAGAACUGCUGCGUAAAAUCAGUCAAAACCCGGAUAAUGAUGAAAAGAAUUCAGAGUCUUCUUCAAAAGAUGAAGAAUCCGAUACUGCAACUGAGAUGGAGGUUGCUUGUGAAAACAAAAGGAAAUGUAAUAUCACAAAGAUUGAAGAGAUCAUGGUGGAAAGACUGAGGUGUUUGCAAGAAGAUGAACUUGAGUCUCUUGCUACUAUAGUUGCCACUUGUGGGCUAAAUGCGGCUCUUGAAGAAGCCGGAAACCAGAGACUGCAUACUAAGGUGGAAGCAGUAUCAGAUCAUACAUCACAUGCAGGCCCACCCCAAAAUGAACAUGAGGCCCCACUUCCGAGCCUGGACAAGUUUCUGGUAAAGCGGUUGACAAGACUCGAAAGGGAGGUUCUAGAAGCCAAAACAGCUAAAAGGAAUGGAGAUAAGGAAGAAAAUGACAGACGCCAUUUUUCAGAUCAGCCUUCAUCUAAAUACAGCACUGAAAUUGAAAAACAUUCAGAGUCAUCAUCAUCAUCAAUUGGAAGCAAGUCAAGUGGUCAUAUGAUUUCCUCUGAGGUUCCUGAUCUUGGGAGUAUACUGGUGAAACAUACUUCAAAGCUGGAGAGAGAGAUUAAAGAAUCAAAAACCAAUUCGGAGAGAGUGGAUGGUAAGGGGGCAGUUGGCAAUAAAAAAUCAGACGCGGCCGAUGAGAUUCCUAGCCUAGAUAAAUUCCUCGUGAAGCACGUUUCGAAACUUGAAAAAGAAGUGCAAGAAGCAAAAGACAGACAAAAGAAUAGCAACUUCCGUAUACCAGAUUCAGGUGGGGGAGGAGGAGUAGAAAGACUGGGGAAAGAAAACAUUGAGCAGAACAAGAACAUAGAUGCAGAAGUGGAUGAAAGUAAAGUCUCGCUGGGUAAGGUUUUAGUGAAGCCGAUUCACCGUUUGGAAAAGAUGAAGAAAAUGCAAGAGUCAUCAUCAUCAAUUGGAGGUGUCCUGAUGAGAACUCAGAGGAGAAAGCAUGGAGGAGGCAACUGUGAUGAUGGGCUAGACAAAAUACUGGUGAAGCAUGUCUCUAAGCUGGAGAAGGAGAAGAUGGCUGCUCUAGAAGCAGCAACUGAGGAAGUUAAGCUGCCAAGUGUGAGUAGAAGUUCCCUUGGGGUGAGCAAUGAACCAGGUAGUCUGGAUCAUGUCUUGGUGAGGAAGGCCAAGUGUGAUAGUACAUUAGAGAGGAAGGAAACGGUGGAAGUGGCUGCUGCCCGCGAAUCAGAUGAUGCCCAGAUUAGGCAUUCGGUUUCUCGCAAAGAAGCUAGGGAGAAAGAGUUGCAGCAAGCAUGGGGUGGAUUGAGCUUGGGUAACUCCAUUCGCCCUCAUCUCUCCAGACUUCAGAGAGAUAAGGCUGCGUGGCUUGAAGCCGAAGAAGAAGAAAGGAGAAAAGCCCCAGAGAUGUAAAAAUCAAGAACAUGUCAACCG
Cuscuta campestris is the source of this 2273-nucleotide messenger RNA. NCBI's taxonomy places the organism in Eukaryota, Viridiplantae, Streptophyta, Magnoliopsida, Solanales, Convolvulaceae. The record is from the annotation of a GenBank genome assembly.